This is a messenger RNA of Sus scrofa (pig), 5545 nucleotides long. RefSeq names its product StAR related lipid transfer domain containing 4 (gene STARD4). Gene Ontology annotation, cellular component: endoplasmic reticulum; cytosol. The record is from RefSeq and is a predicted model, not a curated record. Gene Ontology annotation, molecular function: cholesterol binding; cholesterol transfer activity. Gene Ontology annotation, biological process: cholesterol import; intracellular cholesterol transport; cholesterol transport involved in cholesterol storage. Lineage: Eukaryota; Metazoa; Chordata; Mammalia; Artiodactyla; Suidae.
GGGCGUGGCUACGGAAUUCAGCCCGCCUUUCCCGGAAGAGCUUUUUGCCUUCCAAUUGGCUGCGACUAGCAGUGGCUUCGCGCCCACUGGCUGCUGCUGCCUAAGCUUCGGCGGGCGGGGAAGCUGAGCGAGAGCUCCGGGGAGUCGGUACCAGCCCGGCGCGACUGAACUCCGGACCGCUCCUCGCUCCACCUUCGGUCGCUGAAAAACAGAUGGAAGGCCUGCCUGAUGCAGCUGUUUUGGCGACUAGACUUAAAAACACUCUCCUCCAAUACCAUAGCAUUGAAGAUGAUAAGUGGCGAGUUGCUAAGAAAAUGAAAGAUGUAACAAUUUGGAGGAAGCCUUCAGAAGAAUUCAAUGGACAUCUCUUCAAAGCCCAAGGUGUUAUAGAUGAUGUUGUCAAUAAUGUAAUAGACCAUAUACGACCAGGUCCCUGUCGCUUGGAUUGGGACAGCUUAAUGACCUCGAUGGAUAUUUUAGAGCACUUUGAAGAGAAUUGCUGUGUGAUGCGUUACACUACUGCUGGUCAGCUUUGGAAUAUAAUUUCCCCAAGAGAGUUUGUUGACUUCUCCUAUACUGUGGGCUAUGAAGAAGGGCUUUUAUCCUGUGGGAUAAGUCUUGACUGGAGUGAAAAGAGGUCAGAAUUUGUUCGUGGAUAUAACCAUCCCUGUGGUUGGUUUUGUGUUCCUCUUAAAGACAAUCCUAACCGGAGUCUUUUGACUGGCUAUAUUCAGACGGAUCUGCGUGGAAUGAUACCCCAGUCUGCAGUAGAUACAGCCAUGGCAAGCACUUUAAUCAACUUCUAUGGAGAUUUACAAAAAGCCUUACAGAAGACAUAAUAUGUUUAAACUUAUGAUUUUAUGUCCUCUGAAUCAACUCUGUCUCAGCUGUAUGGCCUGUAAAAAUCAUCCUUUCCUCUUCUACAUAGCCUGUAGAAAAAUUUGAAAUUUUUUGGUUUAUUUUAUUCCUAAAGUAAAUAGCCAUCUAAGAGGGGCAUUUCAGUUUUUCUAGACAGUUACAUGCACACUGUUUGGUAUGACAUUGUGUCUAGGAAUGGAGAGUAUGACAGAAAUCCACCAAGAAGUAGAUAAAGAGUUUUUUGACCCAAACUCGAGUAGUGCCUCAGUAUGAAUAUAUUGGCUGCUUAGAAAUGAGAGAAAGCCAAGCUUCAUGCUGAUAGGGUAAAAAUCACCUGUUUUAUAGCUUUAUGAACAUUCUGUAAAAGUUUUCUAGUUUUUUGGAAGUUAAAUAUUAAUGUUUUACUUUCAGUAUGCUCUAUCAGUUUAACAGUAUCUUGGACCAAAAGAAAAAAGCUUUUCUCUAUACUUCAUAAAAAUGAACUUCAUUGUCAAUUGACUUGUAUUACUUUAAGUAUUUCAGGUCAGAAAUAAGAAAGGAAUAGAUAUCAUAGUAAAAUGCAGUUCAGUUUUGAUACCUAGAUAGCAUUAUUUUGUAGAUAUCUUUAAAAAUGUAUUUAUAUCUUUAUGUGCAUUUACUUUGAGAGUCUUAAAAACAUUUAUGCAUGAAUAAGUGCAUAAAACUGCCAGAUGUGUGCUGGGACACCAUAUUGACUGGGCAGUAUUAUAGGUAGUGUGAAAUGGGUGGUGGAAUCCAUUACUGACCAAUAGAGAAUUAUCUUUCUAAAAAGUCAAAUUCAGUGAAUGUUUUGUACGUUUCAGUCUUAAGUGUCACUCAGCUCAUAAAGAAUUACUAUGUUGUAAUCAUUCACAGUUGUGAUGUAACUUUACUCUAGAACUGUAACAAAUGCAUUCAUAAAUUUAUCCAAAUGCCUAGAUGGGUCAUUUUAUAACUAUAGAGUGGACUGUAUAUGAUAUGUCCCUUGAUUCUGUGGCUGCCUUAAAUGAACAUUCCUUAAUGAUUUUAACAUUCCACAUGAUAUUUGGCUUUUGAACUAUCUAGCUGGUUUACACCUAAGAUGAGAACUUGAGGGAACUCAAGUGUGUCCUUUCAAAUUUUUGUCUGUAUUUAUGAUUGUGUACAUGCACACAUCUUGAAAUCUAUUCUAGUGUUGAGUGUGAGUUAUUUACGAGUUAUUACUGUUCCUACUGUUUUCUUUCUUCCUUCCUUUCUUUCUCCCCCUCCCUCCUCCCCCGGCUCCUUCCUUCCUUCCCUUCUUUCUUUUUUGGUUAUAUAGGGUAAAGUGAACUCUGGAAAUACUAUUUGCUAGAUAGACCACAGAAAGCACAAAAGCAUAUUGUGGUUUAUUUGUAUGAAGGCUUCAUCUGUGUUUUACUUUACUGUGUUUUCCUGAGUGUAAAGGAAGCAUAAGUCAUAGUUCUUCAGAUCUAUUUUGAUAAAGUAGAAAAAGUAGAGCUGACAUAUUUUUAUUUUGGGGCUAUUGGAGAUGAGAUACAAAAAACCAAAUAAUAUCCACAGUGAAUAAUCUCACAGUUUUGAGACUGAAAAUAAUUUGUUUCAAGGUAUGACGGAAGCAAUGUACAAAUGAUCCAAUAUUCUUAACUUGAAAUUUACUUAUCACCAAUGUUUUUCCAAAUCAACUAUAAUUUUUGAGUUGCUAUAUUUCUUUGCUACUUUUUUUUCUUGCAAUGGGAAGGAGAAUUGAGAAAUUUAACUUUCAGUUUCCCAUGGAAAUUGUUAAAUUUAAUUUUGACUUAAUCUAUUAUCUUUUAUUUGGUUUUAUUAGCGUAGAGUAGGCGGUUUCUUAUAUUCCAGUGUUCUGUCUAGGAUGGCAGAAUACCAAUAACAGGGUGCCCAGAUUGGGUAAGUGUGCAACAAGGUAUACGUUAUUAUAAGGGCUACUAUUGUCUGAGCUGGGUGCCCUGAAAGGCAAAUAAACUGUCCCUCUCAGCUACUCCAUGUUCUCUUUGCUUUUUUAAAAUGAUACCUCCUACUAGUGAUUAUAUAAUCCACUGUUAAAUGAGGACCAUUGCAGGUAACAGAAUCCUCAUGGAAAAAUGUUCAUUGCAAUAUUGAGCCAUAUAAUGGAUUAAAUUUGAAUUACUUGAAAUUUAUAUGCAGCUUCUAGACGGCACUUUAGAUCUGCUAAGCUCUAGCUUUGUUCUUUUUUAAAAAAACAAAACAAGAAACACAGCUUUAUGGAGGUAUAAUUUCCAUGCUAUUACUACUAGUUGUAAGUGUACAUUCAGUGAUUUUGAAUACCUUGAUAGUUGUGCAGGCAUCACCACAGUCCAGUUUUAGAAUAUUUCUAUCACCCAAAAAGAUCCCUUUUGCCUGUUUGCUAAUUCAUAAAUAACCGAAGUUUAGCACAAGUGCUAGUAUGAAGAAGAUAAUGAAAAAGAUUAUAGCAGGUUUUGUUUGACUUUGUUUUUCAAGAGUAGAAGUGUAUUUGAUUCUAAACUCAGGAACCUUGUGAUAAUGUAUUAAAUAUGUUAUCUCAAAUAGCAUAAUGAUACAAAAUUUUGGUUGGGAUUAAUAUUAACAUAUAAAAGUCUAUUGUUUCUGUAGCAGUGCUGUAGAACAAAAAAGUAAUAUGAGCCAUAUAUGUAAUUUAAAAUUUUCUGGAAACCACAUUAGAAAAUAAAAAGAAACAGCUUAAGAUAAUUUUAAUAACAGAGUUCAUUUAACUGUCUAUAUUCAAAAUAUUAUCAUUUCAACGUGUAAUCAGUGUAAAAAUCUUUAGGAUAGCUUCCAUUCUUCUUUUAAAUUAAUUUUUUGACCUCUGGUGUAUUUUUUACUAAUUUGGGCUAGCUAUAGAUCAAGUGUGCAUUAUCCACAUGAGGCUAAUAGCCUCUAGUGAGCAGCACAGUUCUGUAUGUAUUAAUUUGUCUCUAUAAUAUGAAGUAGAGAAUUCCGUAGAAGUACUUUCUUCUUCAAAAUCUUUUCUGGUCUCUGAAGCCUCCAGUCCUUGCUAAAGGGGACUUCUUAAUAUCAGCAAUAAACCAGUUAGUAAUUGUCAAUAAAAAUUAUGGCCAAAAAUUACUUUCCUUUAAAGAUAAUUAACUUUUCAUAAGGCAGCUGAUGAAAUGAAAGAAUAUAAUCUUCUUUGGAGUUGUGUGGUUUAUUAUUUUCCCUAGCUUAUAGCUAGUUUGUAUUAGAAACAUGUAUAUGCAGGAAAUAUUUGGCAUAGUACUAUUUUCAGUACAUGAUACCUAUUUUUUUAAGGAAAUUAGUUUCAUACAAUAAAAAGUAAUUUAUCAUAAGUGAUACUUUUGCAUGAAAUGUUAGUAUGUGUUGAUUAUCCUUGAAGUUUAACACAAUACUGAGCAAAAAUAAUUAUGAGAAUGUAGUGUUCUACAGUUAUGUACAAUAUAAACUGUUAGAAUAUUAAAGACAGAUUGUAAAUUUUAAAAAUAUCUUCAUUUCACUCUUUACUGAGGUUGGAUAUAUAUGAAUAGAGAUUUCUGUAUGUAAAAUUAUCUCCCAAUUAAAAAAAAAAAGUCCUUUCUUUCCUCCCUCUUUCUUGCCUAACUGAAGGACAUUUUCUCAGGUAUUAGUUUGAAUUAAAUUAACAUCUCAGUCUAAAAACUGUAACUGAGGUUGCCUCUGGAGAAGAUAGUACAAUUUAAGCCCUGCAGGUCUGUUGAACUUUCAGGUAUGAGUAAUUCCCUUUGUUGUAGAUAAAAGCAUUACCUGUUUACUUAAGAGCACUGUAGGAUCCUUACAAUCAGUUGUUCAAAUCCAGUUUCUUUUAAUUAAGUGGAUCCUGUAGCUAUCCCAACCCAAUGCAUAAAUUAGCAGAGAAGCUAGCAUACCUGAGAAGCUAGCAUACCUGACCAGGUUUCCAUUAGACCCUGUGUUGCAUAAUUAUUUGUCCAGUCUAUCUCUCAUGCCUUUCUUAUUCAACUUCUAGAAGUAGGAGAUGGUGGAAUCUAAGCACUGAAGAAACAUUACAUUAAUCCCAGAACACAGGAAGUUGGAAUUACAGUUGCUUUGUUGUUUUGUUGUUUCCACAGAUUUUACAUGUAUGGUUAAAUAAAAAUUCAUCUCCUGCUAGUCAAUAAAACCUAGACUAUAUAUAUAGAUUUUAUUUUUAAGUUUAUAAUUCUCUUAUUAGCCAGUAUGUAAAUCUGGAAUCUUUAUGAAACUAAGAGCAUGUAUUAAUAUAAAUAAAAUGUGUAUUUAUUUUAAAAUUGCUAUGAAAUAUAUCAAUAAAAUUUCUAGACACUCUUGUAAUUAUUGAUACUAUCUGUAUAAGUUGCUUUCACCUUAUCUGAAUUUAAAGUAUGUAAUUUACCUUUCUGGACUUCUACUAAAGAAAAAUAUAAACUGGAAAAUUAAGAUUAAUAAUGCAUGUGCUAAUCUCCUGCCAAUGUCUCAUAUAAUAUUAGCCACAACACUACUGAAUUUUGAUUUGCUAUUAUAAAGCAAGGAUGAUGACAUACUCUACUCUUCUACCCUUACUACAGUAACAUAUGGGUAAGGUUUAUUGUACAUAUUUUUAAAUAAUUGUAUUAACUUGAUUAGCAUUUGUGGUGAUGAUUUAAUUUGGAGUUGAAAAAGGCUGGAAGUGAUUACAAAGAAAUUGUUAAUCUAUGUUAUAAGAAAGGAGUUACAGAUGCUGUGGGGAAUAUGCAAUAGAAUCUAAAUAUGACUAUUAAAAAGA